AUGGCGCUUGAAUCUCGGAUCACACAAGAAGAAAUCAAGAAGGAGCCAGAGAAACCCAUCGACCGCGAAAAGACUUGCCCUCUCCUUCUGCGUGUAUUUACCACCAACAACGGACGCCACCACAGGGCUGAUGAGUUUGCCAGAGGAAAUGUGCCCUCCAGUGAGCUGCAGAUCUACACUUGGAUGGAUGCUACUUUGAAAGAGCUGACUAGCCUGGUGAAAGAAGUAUAUCCGGAAGCAAGAAAAAAGGGGACACACUUCAGCUUUGCUAUUGUAUUCCCAGAGCCUCGAACCAAAGCGUACAGAAAGCUGACAGCUCUGGAUUACCACAACCCCAGUGGAUUCGACAGCAAAGAUGAAACACAGUAUAGGAAUUGCAUUGUUUGGCUCGAGGACCAGAAGAUCCGCCACUAUAAGAUCGAGGAGAGGGGGAACCUGAGGAACAUUCCCAGCUCAGAAUGGCCCAAAGCGUUUCAGAAGUAUUUACAGGAUUUGAACAGUCCGUUUGAAGUUCAGGAGCGACAGGAGGCAUUGGACUGGCUUCUGGGUCUGGCUGUCAGAUAUGAAUAUGGAGACAAUGUGGAGAAGUACAAGAACGUUCAGCCGCUGGCAUCCAACAGCAACAGCAACAAACCGGCCGACCCCUUGGUCAACCUCGACUGCGACUCUCCAGACUUCAAGGCUGGAGUCACCGCGCUCGCUAACAUCCUCAAGAUCCAGCGGCAUGAUGACUAUUUGGUGAUGCUCAAGGCUAUUCGCAUUUUGAUUCAAGAUAGACUUUCCCCAGAGGCUAUAGCUAAAGCAAGUCAAAGUAAAGAGGGCGUUCCUGUGGCGCUGGACAAACACGUCCUGGGCUUCGACACAGGAGACGCGACACUGAACGAGGCGGCUCAGAUCCUGCGCUUGCUGCACAUCGAGGAGCUGAGGGAGCUGCAGACAAAGAUCAACGAAGCCAUCGUCGCAGUUCAGGCCAUCAUCGCCGACCCCAAGACAGACCACCGGCUCGGCAAAGUGGGCCGAUGA
Messenger RNA from Knipowitschia caucasica, 1023 nucleotides. The record is from the annotation of a GenBank genome assembly. Lineage: Eukaryota; Metazoa; Chordata; Actinopteri; Gobiiformes; Gobiidae.